Messenger RNA from Magnusiomyces paraingens, 621 nucleotides. RefSeq lists its product as uncharacterized. The coding region runs from base 1 to 621 and encodes 206 amino acids. Lineage: Eukaryota; Fungi; Ascomycota; Dipodascomycetes; Dipodascales; Dipodascaceae. The record is from RefSeq and is a predicted model, not a curated record. The transcript has 2 exons.
AUGGAGGACAACAAAGGUGUCCUGGAUCUCAUAAAGGACAGCAAACAUCACGAGCGGACUAAACAUAUUGAUACCAAGUACAUGGCACCAGAGACCAUGUCGAAAGCCGGCGAUACCCGUCUUGAAGCUGUUGCUUCAGCAGAUAAUGUGGCGACAUUUUUACCAAAGCUCUGGCUAAGCCGCAGUUUUAUAUUUGAGGAAUCUUCUGGGUAUGAGUACCCGUCCUCAAUCUUCUCCGCUAUGUCUAAUCACGGAAACACUACAGGAGUCAAUGAAGGACCCUCAUCCUUCGAGUCAGCCAGCACUGGAAGUUCUGUUGCCCACUCAACAUCUGAGACCCAUUCAAAGAACAACGCCAGCUCUUAUGAGACAUUCGCCGAUCUCCCUGUUCAUCGUCAAAUUGAUCUCGCUGACCGUUCUGGAUUUACCGUUAGACAAUUAACCAUUGCCAACAUACCAGUUUGUUCCGAAGGAUGUGAAGCUGAAUUAAAAGUCUUGGCAGACUUGACAGCUUACAUUAGAAACUCAAACUUCAAAGCUAGUCCUCCCCCAUCUCAAAAGUCUCUGAAAUUUCAGAGACGUUAUAUACUGAGAACAAUCACCUUGAGUUGCAUCAUUUAG